UGGCAGUACUUGGUUGGGAAGCGGACAGUACCACCUGAUGAGUGCCAGAUCCAAUUCCUCUCCGAGCCCACCAUUACUUUCGGCACUGCCAUCGCCGCCUUCUACAUCCCUGUCUCUGUCAUGACCAUCCUCUACUGCCGGAUCUACCGUGAAACCGAGAAGCGAACCAAGGACCUGGCUGACCUCCAGGGUUCUGAUUCUGUGGUAGAAGCCAAGAAGAGAAAGCCGGCUCACAGGACCCUGCUCAGAUCUUUCUUUAGCUGCCCUAGACCCAGCCUGGCCCAGAGGGAAAGGGAUCAGGCCUCCUGGUCAUCUUCCCGCAGAAGAACCUCAACAACAGGAAAGCCAGACCAGGCCACUGGCCUAAGUGUUGACUGGGACAAGACUGAGCAAGUCACUACCUGUAGCAGCUACCCCUCCUCAGAGGAUGAGGCCAAGCCCACCACUGACCCUGUCUUUCAAGUGGUCUACAAGAAUCAGGCUAAGGAAAGCCCGAGGAAGGAAUUCAGCACCGAAGAGAUGAAGGAAACUUUUGUGACCGCUCAGACUGAAAACAAUGACUAUGACACUCCCAAAUACUUCCUGUCUCCGGCUGCUGCGCACAGACUCAAGAGUCAGAAGUGUGUUGCCUAUAAGUUCCAAUUGGUGGUAAAAGCUGACGGGACCCAGGAGACUAACAAUGGCUGUCGCAAGGUGAAAAUCAUGCCCUGUACCUUCCCGGUGUCCAAGGACCCUUCAACAAGAGGCCUGGAUCCCAACCUCAGCCAUCAAAUGACCAAACGAAAGAGAAUGGUCCUAAUCAAAGAGAGAAAAGCAGCCCAGACCUUGAGUGCCAUUCUCUUGGCCUUCAUCAUCACAUGGACCCCUUACAACAUCAUGGUCCUGGUUUCCACCUUCUGUGACAAGUGUGUCCCUGUCACCCUGUGGCACUUGGGUUACUGGUUGUGCUAUGUCAACAGCACUAUCAACCCCAUCUGCUAUGCUCUCUGCAACAGAACCUUCAGGAAGACCUUUAAGAUGCUGCUUCUCUGCCGGUGGAAAAAGAAAAAAGUGGAAGAGAAAUUGUAUUGGCAAGGGAACAGCAAGCUACCCUGAAAAGUCAGUAACUUCACUGGAAAGAAAAAUGGCCACAGUCUGGUUUGCUUGUUUUGAAGAACAUCAUCUGCCAUUCCGAGUCCCCAAAGACUUGUCCAGGCUCAAGUCUGUUGUCAAAAUGAAGCGUCACACACACAGCCACUGCUGCCAUGUGAAGUGAGUCUUGUCUAUUACCAAGGCCACCUGGUGCCACUAGCGUUUGCUGGUGAAGCAGAAAGACAGACUCAGGGUCCUUCUCUGGAAAUACACUUGAGUCAUUGUGGACAAUGACUUUGGGAACUGUUCUGUGAAGAACAGUUGGGGCCAGACUGGAAAUCUUCCCCUGGGGCAUUCUGUCAUAGAGCAUUGUGCAAUAUGUAUGUGUCUAUAUGAAACCAGUGAAAAUCAAGGAGAAUGUAAGCCCCUGUCACCUCUGGAUAAGAGUGGUAUUCAACUGGCUUCUAAGAAUAUCACCCUUCGUAAUUUAAUCAGCAUUUAUUAUGCAGCUAUCAUGUGCUUUGUACUGUGGCAUGUUUUUCUGUUCAUAUGCCAAAUGAUGUUCUUACUCUCCCUUUCCUAACUCUGACAACUCCCAUGCCCAGUGAAACCAUGGUGAUUCCCACAGACCAUCCGUCUCUCAGAACCCUGAGUCAAGAAAAGUGCUGACGUUGGCACACUUGCAUGCUUGGUUUC
This is a messenger RNA of Peromyscus leucopus (white-footed mouse), 1767 nucleotides long. RefSeq names its product muscarinic acetylcholine receptor M5-like. Gene Ontology annotation, biological process: gastric acid secretion; adenylate cyclase-activating adrenergic receptor signaling pathway. The transcript has a single exon. The annotation marks the transcript as partial. NCBI's taxonomy places the organism in Eukaryota, Metazoa, Chordata, Mammalia, Rodentia, Cricetidae. Gene Ontology annotation, cellular component: plasma membrane. The record is from RefSeq and is a predicted model, not a curated record. Gene Ontology annotation, molecular function: G protein-coupled acetylcholine receptor activity.